Molecule: messenger RNA, 1347 nt
Organism: Sporothrix schenckii 1099-18
Lineage: Eukaryota; Fungi; Ascomycota; Sordariomycetes; Ophiostomatales; Ophiostomataceae
Exons: 1
Coding region: 1-1347 (448 amino acids)
Biological process (GO): monoatomic cation transport; intracellular calcium ion homeostasis; transmembrane transport
Cellular component (GO): membrane
Molecular function (GO): monoatomic cation transmembrane transporter activity
Source: RefSeq, a predicted model, not a curated record
AUGGUGGCCAUACAAUAUCCUCCCCCUCCCCAACUGAUCAGCAGAACUCUCUUUCCAUCCCUCGUCGACUGGCGGGAAAAGACGAUUUGGGAUAAGUUUGUUAGCCUUAUCUCCGCCCCAUCUGUGUUGUUGCUGGUCGUGACACUGCCCGUCGUGGAAGUAGACGCACAGAACGACGAGGAUGAGGACGAGGACGAGGACGAAGACAUUGCUAGCGAGUAUGCGCUUCACGAUACGUUGGAAGCCGAUGGUGCGAGCGCUUCCCGUGAGCCGCUUAUGAACGGCCAUCGCGUUUCAGUCGGUGCCGCGUCUACACCUACUUUGAAUGUCCCCAGGCCGGAGACGGAAUGGCAGCGCUACCGACGGAGCACCCUGACCAACCGGCCCCUGCAGUCGCCGGUGGUCCGGACUAUCCAGGCCGAGCAUGGUGUCGACGCUAGUAACAUCUCGUCGACCGCGGUGUCGAUGACAUCGGCCUCUAGCAGCAGCGCUCCUCCUCCGGAGCAUGUUCCAGCUAUCCCCACGACACUAUCCAACCCGCCAGCCAAGUCAUCAGAACCUGCUAUUCUCGGCAGCGAGCUUCGUCAAGCUGAGGCCGAAGCUGUGGCGGCGGGCUGGAACCGUUGGCUGGUGACGGUGCAGUUGUUUGCAGGCCCCCUAUUCACAGCAUUCAUCGUCUGGGCCAACAUAUCCGAAGACCUGGAAAACCCGUGGCGAAGCCUCUUGUUUAUGAUCGUAGGGUCACUUGGAGCAUCUUCCCUGAUGCUGGUGGUGCUGUUGGCCAUGACGUCGGCUACACGGCGGCCCAAGUACCACUCUCUGCUGUGCUUCCUCGGGUUUAUUAUUAGUGUGGCCUGGAUCUCGACGGUGGCCGGCGAAGUGGUCGGUGUGCUCAAGGCCUUUGGUGUCAUCGUAGGCAUCUCCGAGGCCAUCUUGGGUUUGACCAUCUUCGCCGUCGGCAACUCGCUCGGCGAUCUGGUGGCCGACAUUACGGUUGCGCGGCUCGGCUACCCAGUCAUGGCGCUGUCUGCCUGCUUUGGUGGCCCGAUGCUCAACAUCUUGCUGGGCGUCGGCGUCGGUGGCGCCUGGAUGACCAUCAAGGCGGCCAAGGCCCACCGGGACCGCCACCCGGACCAGCCGCUGCAUUACAAGCCGUACACCAUCCAGGUCGGCAGUUCACUGAUGGUCUCCGCCGUCACGGUGCUGAUUACGCUUUUCGUUUUACUGGUAGCGGUGCCCGCCAACCGGUGGGUGAUGAGCCGCAAGAUCGGCCUGGCACUGAUUGGCCUGUGGACUGUGAGCACAAUCGUGAAUGUGGUCCUCGAGGUCACUGGGGCGUGGCGAUAG